Messenger RNA from Cyprinodon variegatus (sheepshead minnow), 568 nucleotides. RefSeq names its product immediate early response 3-interacting protein 1. The coding region runs from base 74 to 322 and encodes 82 amino acids. The transcript has 3 exons. NCBI's taxonomy places the organism in Eukaryota, Metazoa, Chordata, Actinopteri, Cyprinodontiformes, Cyprinodontidae. Gene Ontology annotation, cellular component: COPII-coated ER to Golgi transport vesicle; endoplasmic reticulum membrane; Golgi membrane. The record is from RefSeq and is a predicted model, not a curated record. Gene Ontology annotation, biological process: endoplasmic reticulum to Golgi vesicle-mediated transport.
UCCUCGGCCACCGUACUCCACGUCAUAGGUAAAUAGCAACGGCUAGGCUGCAGGGAACUGCUGGAUACCUACCAUGGCAUUCACUUUGUACUCUCUAAUCCAAGCAGCCAUUCUGUGUAUUAACGCCGUUGCUGUUCUACACGAAGAAAGAUUUCUCAGUAAAAUCGGCUGGGGAGUGGAGCAAAGUGUUGGAGGGUUCGGUGAUGAACCAGGCAUCAAAGUCCAGCUGAUGAACCUGAUCCGCUCCGUGAGGACAGUGAUGAGAGUGCCGCUUAUAGGAGUAAAUUCAGUCUGCAUCGUGCUUCUACUUCUGUUUGGAUGAAGAGCAGUGAAUCAAGUUUGGCCAAACCCGCCUCCUGCCGUCGCUGAGGAACCACUCUGACGAAAAAUAUCUUCCUUCAAAUGGGAUAAAGUCAAUGAUUAGCUAAUUAAUUGUCUUACAAUUUAUUGUCUGAGAUUUUCGCUCACAAAGUUUAUUUAAACUCACAAUUGCUGGUGAUAAGUUGUUAUAAAUGUUGUUUUUUUUUGUAACAAUGUUUAAGAAUAAAAGAGUUUUUCAGAUCAGAAA